Messenger RNA from Anopheles marshallii, 777 nucleotides. RefSeq names its product F-box/SPRY domain-containing protein 1 (gene Fsn). Gene Ontology annotation, cellular component: SCF ubiquitin ligase complex; synapse. The transcript is spliced from 5 exons. NCBI's taxonomy places the organism in Eukaryota, Metazoa, Arthropoda, Insecta, Diptera, Culicidae. Gene Ontology annotation, biological process: synapse assembly involved in innervation; proteasome-mediated ubiquitin-dependent protein catabolic process. Gene Ontology annotation, molecular function: protein binding. The record is from RefSeq and is a predicted model, not a curated record. The coding region runs from base 1 to 777 and encodes 258 amino acids.
AUGGAUGAAGAUCUGAUCGAAUAUGCCCCCAACAUUCCGGAUAAUGUGUUAGAGCUAAUAUUCUCCUACUUGAAGCUACAGGAUUUGCGGAACUGCGCUUUGGUUUGCAAAAAUUGGUACCGCUUUUUGUGUGAUGAAAACAAUGAAGUUUGGCGAGCGCAAUGUUUGCAAAAAGUUCCAACGGAAGCGUUCAAAAACGAUCUUUUGUCGGUAGUGCCAUCGUACAAAGCUAAGCUCAGGGCAUUUUUCCAUGCAUGGAAUCCUUUCGAUUGUAGUCGUCAUGUGUACAUCAAACCAAAUGGAUUCACCCUUCACAGGAAUCCUGUGGCACAGAGUACCGAUGGAUCCAGGGGAAAAAUUGGGUUCAAACACGGUAGACAUGCCUGGGAAGUACGAUGGGAAGGUCCUCUUGGAACGGUAGCGGUUGUUGGAAUUGCAACUAAAGAUGCAGCUAUUCAAUGCCAUGGAUAUUAUGCUCUACUUGGUGCUGAUGAUCAAAGUUGGGGUUGGAAUCUGGUAGAUAACCUAUUACUGCAUAAUGGAGAUGCGCACGGAAUAUAUCCUCUGCUGAAUAAUGCCCCAAAGUAUAAGGUAGGAGAAAGAAUACGAGUUAUUCUAGACUGCGAUGACAAUACAUUGUCAUUUGAAAAGAAUUAUGAAUUUCUGGGAGUAGCUUUUACAGAUUUACCUGAUAAAAUGUACUAUCCAACUGUGGCCGCAGUAUAUGGAAACACGGAAAUUUCGAUGGUGUACCUAGGCCCCCCAUUGGACGGGUAG